Molecule: messenger RNA, 963 nt
Organism: Sodiomyces alkalinus F11
Lineage: Eukaryota; Fungi; Ascomycota; Sordariomycetes; Glomerellales; Plectosphaerellaceae
Exons: 3
Coding region: 26-766 (246 amino acids)
Cellular component (GO): cytosol
Molecular function (GO): RNA binding
Source: RefSeq, a predicted model, not a curated record
AGACAAUCCCAACGAGACUACCAAUAUGGUCGCCGGUCAGCCAGGUUCGAACUCCCGCGGUCGCGGCGGCAAGUUCAGGACGUACACUAGAGGAGGCGGAAAACAUUUCUCUCGAGACCUACGACCCGUAGACGCCGAUGGCAACGAAAUCAGCAUGUGGAGUGCCGAUGCCCAACCAAAGUCCAUCGAUGACUCGGAAGAAGAGGAUUCGGAAGAGGACUCCGAGGAAGAGUCGGGUUCCGACAAUGACGGCACAGAACAAAGUGGCGCUCUCUCCCGCGAGGAACGCAAGCAAGCCGCCAAGGCCCGUAAGGAGGCGGCCAUUGCCAAGAAGAAGGCCCAGGCCGUCGAGGUCGGCGACUUGCCCCCCUCCGACUCGGAAGACGAGGAUGAGGAGAUUACGAACCCUAAUCACUCCCGCGCUGCCCGUGUCCAAACCAACGCUGGCGUAGAGGACGUCACGGCCGGUAUCGGGGACCUCUCUACGACCAACCGCAAGGAGCGUGAGACCGCCGAGGCCCAGCUGGCUAAGGAGAGGUAUCAGCGCUUGCACGAGCAGGGCAAAACCGACGAGGCGAAGGCUGACCUAGCCCGUCUCCAGCUCAUCCGAGAGCAGCGCGCAGCAGACGCUGCACGUAGACAGGCCGAAAAGGAGGAGAAGUUGGCCCAGGAGGCCGCUCGCAGGGCACAGUUCGAGGAUCGGGAGGCGAAGAAGCGUGCAGCGGCCCUUGGUGGCGCCAAGAAGGGCGCCAAGAAAGCGAAAUAAGCAGUAGAACGGUACAGACCGUCUCCCCAGGGCACUUAUAUGCAUAGCCUGCCGUACCUGAUCUUUCGAGGCAAUACUUUCAUCAACGCGAGAGGAGGACUGGAUCUCGACUCUUUUCAUCAUAGCAUCACUCCCAUACAUCCCUGGAUCAAUUAUGAGCUCACGAGAGAACUUUUUGAAAUAUAACCAGACCAGAG